UUUGAUAAAAAUAAAACAAAAUUGAAUAAGGAUUAAAGAUUUUCUUAUCUCUCGUGACAAGAGAGGAUUGAGCUACAGAACCACAGAAUGCAAAAUGGCCUCCUGGCAACUUCAGGCCACAUAUUUCAAAACAAGAAUUUGCCCACCCACAGCCAGGAGUUCAUUUUUCAUCUGUUGCUGCUAUUGAGGAUUUGUUCGGCGCAUGCGCAGCCUGAAACGCGCAUUGCCAUGGCAAUAACAAUUUGACGUUGCCCAAAGCAAACUGAAUAUCAAACAAAACAAACAGAAGAAGCUCGAAACACUAAAAAAGAUAAGAAAUGUUUGUCUAUCUGAGCAAAAAGAUAGCCAUACCCAACAAUGUCAAACUCAAUUGCAUUGCAUGGAACAAGGAGGAGGGCUACAUUGCAGUGGCCGGUUCGGAGGGAUUACUUAAGGUUUUAAAAUUGGAUCAGGCUGCUAAUGGUCAGAGUAAAGGUGGCUUGGCUGCUGUUUCCAAUUUAUCCAUGAAUCAGACAUUGGAUGGCCAUAAGGAAUCUGUUAAAGUGGUCACAUGGAACGAUGCUCAACAGAAGCUAACCUCAUCGGAUACGGAUGGUGUGAUUAUGGUUUGGAUGCUUUACAAGGGCUCUUGGUAUGAAGAGAUGACCAAUGAUCGCAAAAAAUCCACAGUGGCUGGAAUGAGUUGGACUUCGGAUGGUGCCAAAAUCUGCAUAGUCUAUGAGGAUGGAGCCAUUAUAGUGGGCUCUGUGGAUGGUAAUCGCAUAUUUGGCAAAGAACUGAAGAACACUCAUCUCACCGAUGUCCAAUGGAGUCCCGACAAUCGUCUCAUACUCUUUGCAUUGGUCAAUGGUGAAUGCCAUCUAUACGAUAAUCAGGGAAAUUUUGCAAUGAAACUCCAUAUACAAUGUGUGAGUCUUAAUGGUUCCUCAUCGUCCAGAACUAUGCGCAUAGCUAGUAUUAGUUGGUUCAGUGGCGGCUCUGCCAAUACACGUUCAUUUAAUAGUCGAAAUCGUCCAGUUUUGGCCAUUUGCUAUGAGAAUGGCAAAGUACAAAUUAUGCGCAAUGAAAAUGAUGAUGCUCCGGCAAUAUUUGAUACUGGAAUGCGUAAUGUGGAUGCCAAGUGGAAUCACGAUGGCAGCGUUUUGGCCAUUUGUGGUACAACAUUGGACACCGUGACACCGGCCCCAUUACGGGACACAAAUCAAGUUUGCUUCUAUUCACCACUAGGCAGACUUUAUAGGACCCUCAAGGUGCCUGGUAGUGAUAUCACAUCUUUGAGUUGGGAGGGCAAAUCAUUGCGCAUUGCCAUGGCUGUUGAUUCUUUUAUAUAUUUUGCCAAUAUACGUCCGGAUUAUAUUUGGUGUUACUUUGAGAAGACUGUGGUGUUUCUCAGUGGCUCGAGCAGCAGCAGCAGUGGCAAAGAUCCCUCCUCAACAAAUGUAAUUACAUUUUGGAAUACGGUUUCGAAUCAAAGUUUUCUCAAAGAGGUUGAACCAACUCUAAGCCUGGCUGCGAGUAGCGAACACUGUGUCCUGGGUGUGGAGUGUGUUAGUAAUAAUAUCAAAGAGAUUGCUCUGAGUAUGUUGGAGCGACGCCAAACUAACGAUGAUAGAGUCUAUCAAUUGCUACUUUGUAAUUCCAUUGGAACCACUGUUGAUUCCAAGUAUACGGAUAUACGUCCUAGCUUUGUGGGCAUCAAUUCCAGUUAUGUAGCCAUUGCCUCACAAGAGGAGAUACUCAUUUGGCAUUAUCAUACGCCAAAGAGUUCAUCCACUUUGCAUAGUGUCAAGGCGCGCAAGGAGAAGCGUUUUCACAUUGAUGAUACACCCACAGGUGUGGAAAUGGCCAAAGAUUUGAUGCUGAGCACCACCACCAGCAGCAGUGGAGUUGGCGGCGGUGGUGCCAGCUCAAGCGAUGCUCAAUUCCAGCAAUGUGGCAUCAAUGAUCCCAUCUGUGCUCUGGCAUUAUCCGAGAAACUUCUGCUGGUGGCCAGGGAAUCGGGUGUAAUCAAUGAGUAUAGCAUUGCAAAUGUGGCUCUAAGGAAUCGCCAUACAAUGCACUCAAAGGUCUAUAAAAUGGCGAUCAACUGCAACUCCACUCGCGCUGCCAUCAUUGAUCAUAUGGGUGUGAUGACGCUCCUCGAUUUGGAUGACAAUCGUGAGACGCAAUUGAAUUUUAGUCGUGUGGAACGCAAAGAUGUCUGGGCUGUUAGUUGGGCCAAGGAUAAUCCUCUAUUGCUUGCAUUGAUGGAAAAGACGCGCAUGUACAUCUUUCGUGGCAAUGAUCCCGAAGAGCCCAUUUCCUGUUCGGGUUAUAUUUGUAAUUUUGAGGAUUUGGAAAUCACCAGCGUAUUGCUGGAUGAUAUCAUUAGCAUUGGUGAGCUACAGAACUCUACGCAUAUUAUACAGUUGCGUGUUAAGUCGCUGCGUGACACGGAUGAUCUGUUGGAACAUGUCGGACUGGAGGAUGCCAAGCAAUUCAUUGAGGAUAAUCCACAUCCGAGGCUAUGGCGUUUGCUUGCCGAGUCGGCUCUAAAGAAACUGGAAUUGGACACGGCGGAAAAUGCUUUUGUUCGUUGUGCUAAUUAUCCGGGUAUUAAGCUUAUCAAGAGGCUGAGAAAUAUCAAUUCUCAGGUUCUACAGAAAGCCGAGAUUUCGGCAUUUUAUGGUGAAUUUGAGGAGGCCGAAAAACUCUAUAUGGAUGCAGACCGCAGGGACUUGGCUAUUGACUUGAGAAUGACUCUCUGUGAUUGGUUUCGUGUGGUUCAGCUCUAUCGCAUGGGCGGAUCAGGGGUCUCAGAUCAACAGAUGGAAACGGCUUGGCGAGAAAUCGGUCAUCAUUUUGCCAAUCUCAAGUCAUGGGAGAGCGCCAAGGAGUAUUAUGAGAAAUCUCAUUAUAUUGAGGGCUUCAUGGACGCUCUCUAUCAUUUGGAGCAGUUUGAUGACCUGGAGAAGUGUGUGGAGAAAUUGCCAGACAAGAGUCCGCUGCUCACAAAACUGGCCGACAUGUUGGCCUCUGUUGGCAUGUGCUCGGAGGCAGUUCAGGCCUAUCUAAAGUUUGGAGAUCAGAAAGCCGCUGUUAAUACCUGCGUCAAUCUGCGACAAUGGGGUCAAGCGGUGGAGCUGGCUCAAAAGUAUCAAAUGCCCCAGGUCAACACUUUGCUGUCCAAACAUGCCCAACAGCUGCUUAAUGAGGGACGUCUUACCGAGGCCAUUGAGCUGCAGCGCAAGGCCGGACGAUAUUUGGAUGCAGCUCGCCUUCUAACCAAAUUGGCAGAGCGAGAGCUAGACAAGCAUGCCCCAUUGAUGCGUAUUAAGAAGAUUUACAUUCUUGCCGCAUUGCUGGCCGAGGAACAUCUCAAGUCAGUGGCAACGCCGGAACUGGAUUAUGCCUCUGGCAGGAAUACCCUGCUGGAUUCCAUUAGCUUGGAGGAUGCGGCUAGCAUUGAGCGAAUGUGGCACUGUGCCGAAGCCUACCAUUUCAUGCUGCUGGCCCAGCGACAGUUGCGCUUUGGCAUUAUGCACAGUGCCGUGAUAACUGCCCUGCGAUUGCGUGACUAUGAGGAUGUGUUGCCCGUGGAGGAUAUCUAUAGCCUUCUGGCAUUGGCCAGCUGCGCGGACAGAUCUUUUGGCACCUGUUCCAAGGCUCUGAUGAAACUGGAGUCACUGAAUAUGCUACCUGAAAAGAGUCAGCAGGACUACGAAGAGCUGGCAGUCAAUAUAUUUGCCAAAAACGAACCAAUUGACAAUAAAGUAGACACGGUGGCCUGCUAUGCAUGUGCAGCCAAUGUGCCCGAUUGUUUUCCUUCGUGCACGGAAUGUGGAGCUCGUUUUCCUGCGUGCAUCUCAUCGGGUAAGCCCAUCACACAGCCAACGAGCAACAUAUGGAUAUGCACCACUUGUCACCACUGUGCCUCACCCAUGGAAAUCACUCGGCAUCGUACAUGCCCCUUGUGCCACAGUCUCAUUGUCUCAAUGACUGUGGAAUUUUGAAAAUGAAAUUCGCAAAUCACUAAGACUUAAGUUCAAAUAAAGGCUAAGAAAGUAGUAUUUUUAAAAUGAAA
Messenger RNA from Drosophila willistoni, 4063 nucleotides. It is a transcript of the gene Oseg4, whose product is annotated as WD repeat-containing protein 35. The record is from RefSeq and is a predicted model, not a curated record. Gene Ontology annotation, molecular function: protein binding. Lineage: Eukaryota; Metazoa; Arthropoda; Insecta; Diptera; Drosophilidae. Gene Ontology annotation, cellular component: non-motile cilium; intraciliary transport particle A. The coding region runs from base 318 to 3992 and encodes 1224 amino acids. The transcript has 10 exons. Gene Ontology annotation, biological process: non-motile cilium assembly; intraciliary retrograde transport; protein localization to cilium.